UUUUUUGGGGGGUUUAUUUAAGGGUACACGUGGUUGGAAAUGAAGGUGAGAGUUCCCAUUGGUCCGAAAUCUAUCCCAGAUUUCGUCUCCAGAUUUCAUUAUCCUACUUGGCUCUCUCCAAAUACUCCAAACAGGAUUUCAUCCCCCAAACAUUGGAUUUGGGAUAUAAUAAAAUCAACACUCACUUCUCUAUUUUAUUACAAACACACCAAACUAACUCUGAAAAAACAAAUAAAACACACACAAAAAUCUUUACUUUUGCCUCUGUAAUCGAUCUCGGCCAGCAUGGCAGCGACUUCUGGUGCGGUUCUUAAUGGCUUGGGCUCUUCCUUCUUGUGCGGCGAGAAGAAAAGUAGCCGCAGCCAGGCCUUGUUUUCCGCCGGAACCAGAGCUGGACCCUCUGUUUCACCAAGGAGAACUGUCGUUGCCGCUGCAGCCGCCCCCAAGAAAUCGUGGAUUCCGGCUGUUAAGGGCGGUGGCAACUUCAUCGACCCAGAGUGGCUCGACGGCUCGCUUCCAGGUGAUUAUGGUUUCGACCCAUUGGGAUUAGGCAAGGACCCAGCUUUUCUCAAGUGGUACAGAGAAGCUGAGCUCAUCCACGGAAGGUGGGCAAUGGCUGCUGUGCUCGGAAUCUUCGUUGGUCAAGCAUGGAGUGGCGUGCCAUGGUUCGAGGCCGGAGCUGACCCAUCAGCCAUAGCUCCAUUCUCGUUCGGCUCUCUUUUGGGAACACAGCUAAUUUUAAUGGGUUGGGUAGAGAGCAAGAGAUGGGUGGACUUUUUCAACCCUGAAUCACAAUCGGUGGAGUGGGCGACGCCAUGGUCGAGGACUGCCGAGAACUUCGCCAAUGCCACCGGAGACCAAGGAUACCCCGGAGGAAAAUUCUUCGACCCAUUGGGACUGGCCGGAACACUGCAGAACGGUGAGUACAUUCCCGAUGUGGAGAAACUGGAGAGACUGAAGCUUGCUGAGAUUAAGCACGCGAGAAUAGCGAUGUUGGCUAUGCUUAUUUUCUACUUCGAGGCUGGUCAAGGGAAGACCCCUCUUGGUGCCCUUGGCUUGUAAAUUAUUUUAUUGUGUACCAAAUGUGUUUAUAGAAUUGAUUUUGAGUUUUGAAAAUAAUUUUAAUUUAUGGCAGGGACGAGCUCGAUCGAGUACUUUGUUUUUGGAAAAAGAAA
Molecule: messenger RNA, 1175 nt
Organism: Cannabis sativa
Lineage: Eukaryota; Viridiplantae; Streptophyta; Magnoliopsida; Rosales; Cannabaceae
Product: chlorophyll a-b binding protein CP24 10A, chloroplastic
Exons: 2
Coding region: 286-1062 (258 amino acids)
Biological process (GO): photosynthesis, light harvesting in photosystem I; response to light stimulus
Cellular component (GO): membrane
Source: RefSeq, a predicted model, not a curated record